AUGUCUCAAACCACCCCACAGCCCCCUCAGUUUCCCUCCUAUCUCGCAGAACCACCAGUAAUCACUGAAGCCCAAUGGGCACACCGCCUAGCCCUCACUCGUGAACAGACCGACAUCGUAGAUGCCACUGAACUGAUGUCAGAUAGGCGCACAUAUUUCUAUUUAUUCCAUCAGUCUAACAUCACUUGCUCCUACACCACUUACCCUUUGGACACAUUCCAUUGCUGGCAGCAAUCACUCCUCAUCGCCGAUGAACUACACGCAGUCACCGUCUUACUGGCUUUGUUGUUAGUAGAAAAGCUUACACGGGACAACAAUUCCGCAUUGAGUAUUGGAGCGACUUUGCUCAUGGAACACUUGCAGAUAGAAUCCCUGGAACAACGCUUGAGGAAGAACUGUGAGAAUGGAGAGAAAGAAGCGGUUGAGAGCUUCCUACAAUUAGGAGGCCAGAAGGUGUGUAAAGACGCGAGGAAUAUCCUCGCCCAACGGGGGUAUCUCACCUCCCCUCCCCCAGAUUUGUUGUCCCUGCCGGCUUUAACGGGACACACAUUUCCAGGGCGCCACCCCCCUCACUCUCCACCACCGCCUCCACCAGUGUCUUGCCUAUUGUUGCCAGAUCCUGUUCUACCCGUGCCCGCUCCACCAUCCCCAGCACAUUCCUCCACAACCAACUCAAUAGCCCCCAUAGCCGAAGCAGUCGACAAAUUGCAGGACAUAUUGAUUCCUAUGCAACCAACAACGCCCCUCCCCCAACUCCCUCAACCUCGUUGCAACCGCCGACUACACCGACAGCGCCCAGAGCCGGUACUCCUUAUCCCUUCGGGCCGCACUCCCCGUGUGCAGCACACGGGUCAGAGGCAGACCCCAACACUGAGCAACGGCUUGCCUCCAGAUGGAAGGUUGUUGAGGAGCAAGGAAGGAGACACCUCAUCCUCAGAUGUUGCCCUCGUAUUCGACAUUGUUAUGCAUGUCAAGAGUAUGGCCAUUGUGCCAUCUAUUGUCGCUACCAUACUUGUUCUACAUGCGGAUAGUUGGGGACUAGAUGACAUACAUAACGACUUGGACGACGAUACACGGUACAACAUAGAUGGAGAGUUGGGAGACUUCAGAGCAGUCUAA
Molecule: messenger RNA, 1119 nt
Organism: Serpula lacrymans var. lacrymans S7.9
Lineage: Eukaryota; Fungi; Basidiomycota; Agaricomycetes; Boletales; Serpulaceae
Exons: 3
Coding region: 1-1119 (372 amino acids)
Source: RefSeq, a predicted model, not a curated record